Messenger RNA from Aspergillus neoniger CBS 115656, 1023 nucleotides. RefSeq names its product isocitrate lyase/PEP mutase family protein. The coding region runs from base 1 to 1023 and encodes 340 amino acids. The transcript has 3 exons. Gene Ontology annotation, molecular function: catalytic activity. NCBI's taxonomy places the organism in Eukaryota, Fungi, Ascomycota, Eurotiomycetes, Eurotiales, Aspergillaceae. The record is from RefSeq and is a predicted model, not a curated record.
AUGGCUUCGCAAAACCCCACUCCAUACCCGUUCGAAUUCGACACCUCCGACCAUAUUGAAACACACAAUAAUACCACCACAUUAACACUCAAGAAUGUCCGCGGCAAUAUCCCAUCUGCACUGACCUCUCGUCUACGUACAAUGUGGCUAGAAGCUCACCGAGAUCCUACCAAAAUCAUAGCCCACCCUUGUGGCUACGACGGCCUUUCUGCGCGACUGAUAGAGGAAGCUGGCUUCCCUAUGAUAUUCAUUUCCGGAUUCGCAGUGGCAGCCUCUCAUGGUCUCCCGGAUACCGGGUACAUCGCCAUGGGAGAAAUGUCCGCCCGAAUCCAGGAAAUAGUUCGUGUGACUAGUAUACCUAUUAUGGUGGAUGGAGAUACCGGGUACGGGAGUCCUAUGAAUGUGCGACGCACUGUGGAGUGUUUUGCUGCGGCGGGUGCAGCGGGCGUGAUGAUCGAGGAUCAGACAUGGCCGAAGAGAUGCGGCCACACAAAGGGUAAAUCGGUUGUAUCUCGAGGCGAAGCCUACGCGAGGAUACAGGCUGCUGUUGAUACACGUAAUCAGGGACGGGAUAUUUUUAUCUUGGCAAGGACGGAUUCAUUGAUCCACGGGUGGGACGAAGCGAUGACUCGGGCGAAAGAGUUCAAGCGCUUGGGGGCAGAUGGCGUCUUUGUUGAGGCGUUACCUGACAAAGAAGCUAUGAGGAAGUGCGCAGAGGAACUGGAUAUCCCUUUGCUUGCUAAUAUAAUUGAGGGCGGAAUGUCGGAGAACUUAUCUGCUAGGGAGCUAGCAGAGUUGGGGUUUGCAGCUGUCGCAUACCCCUGGACGCUGGUAGCUGCAAGGCUUAAGAGCAUUCGGGAGGCUUUGGAUGGUCUAAAGCGCAGUCUAAUGACUGGGGCUCCACCUAUAAUACUUGGGUACUCUGAUGUCUGUGAGGGUGUUGGGUUCAACAAGUAUUGGGAUUUGGAGUCAAGAUAUGAGUAUGAUGAGGAAGGUCUCACAAACCCUCCCAAAGCUGCUUGA